UUAAUAAAAUUGGAGGAAAAUGUAGAUAAAACAAUUGUUGUUGGUUGGACGGUCUCCCCGCUAUAGUCCAAAAGUUCACAAAACCAGUUUACUCUUCUCUUCUCUUGGGCUUAGUUUCAAACUAUCAGUCUCUCUUUCUCUCUCUAUAACACACAAAGAAGAAGAAGAAGAAGAAAAGUUUAUACAGAAAAAAAAAUCCAAAAUUUCCUACAAGCGUCGUUUCUGAAAUUAUAAUCCUCAAAAAUCAGUUAUUGGGUAUUUAUUUUCUUGUAUAAAACAAGAGUUCAGGAAGAAGAAGAAGAAGAAAAAAAAAAAAGGGGGAAAAGAAACGAGAUCCCUAGAAAGCCGGCAAGUAUGGCGUCAAAGGUGAUGCCUUCAGCGUCAACAACGCCCAAUUCGGAUCGUUCUCGUUCUCGUUCUCGUUCUUGCCUACCCCAAAACCCAACUCCUUCUUCUUCCUCUUCUUCUCUACUUCACUCUGAUCCUUCUAGAAACUUCGGCUCUAUGAACAUGGACGAACUUCUCAACAACAUUUACUCCGAUUCCCCCGACCCUUUUUGCUCUGCCUCUGAAACCACCGCGCCUACCCCCGCUGCCGCCGGUGAUGGCCGUGAUGUGGGACCCAGUAAGACUGUGGAUGAGGUGUGGAGGGAAAUUGUAUCAGGGGGUGGGGGUGGAGGUGGAGGAGGGAGUGGUAGGGAGCCAGAGAUGACUUUAGAGGAUUUUCUGACCAAAGCUGGAGCGGUUACGGAGGAGGACGUUAGAGUCCCGGUGAUCGCUCCGCCACCAGCCACGGCGGCGCCAGCUGCAGGAGGGUUUGUGGUGGAUAACAUGGGGAAUUGUCAGUUUCCGAUGGCCAUGCAGAAUGGACCCCACAUGGGAUUUGGAAAUGGGGUUGUAGCUAUUGCUGGGAGUGGGAGUGGUAGUGGUAGUGGGAGAGGGAAGAGGAGGUCAACCGUUGAGGAGUUGCCGCUGGAUAAAGCUACACAGCAGAAGCAGAGACGCAUGAUCAAGAACAGAGAGUCUGCUGCUAGGUCUAGAGAGCGAAAGCAGGCUUAUACUGUGGAAUUGGAGUCUUUGGUUACUCAAUUGGAGGAGGAAAAUGCAAGGCUUUUGAAAGAAGAGGCGGAGAAGAAUAAGGAGAGACUUAAGCAGAUUAUGGAGAACCUCAUACCAGUCGUAGAGAAACGAAGACCACCAAGAGUUCUGCGGAGAGUUCGAUCUAUGAGCUGGUAGGUCUGUCUUAAAUGAUCCUGAACCAAUUGAUGUCAGAAUCAAUGGUUGUACUGCUACUGGAGCUGCAGGAAAGUUGGAGGAAGAGGUUUUUCUGAUUACCAGAAGAGUUUAGGCCGUACAUAGUCUGCAGUCAACUUUUUAGGUGACGGAACUGCUAAGAGCCCAUCUCCAAACUGAAGAUGACGAAGGCUGCAAAGUUCUUUCAUGAAUAUCAUGUGCAUGAAUGAGAUUUAUGUAAGCAUUAGGCUUAUGCUUGGCUAGCUUUUUAUAGUUUGCUGACGUAGUAAAAGAAUAUACUGUACUUUAGCUUCCGCAGGCAUAUCAUGCUGGUUGCAGGGAAGGUUGAUGAACGUGGACUUUGUUUAUACUAACUGAUGUGUUUUUUGGAAUAAGAAUUUGUCUUGUGAGUAUUAUGUUCCAAGUUUUUAA
This is a messenger RNA of Nicotiana attenuata, 1665 nucleotides long. Its product is annotated as ABSCISIC ACID-INSENSITIVE 5-like protein 7. The coding region runs from base 355 to 1236 and encodes 293 amino acids. Gene Ontology annotation, biological process: positive regulation of DNA-templated transcription. Gene Ontology annotation, cellular component: nucleus. The record is from RefSeq and is a predicted model, not a curated record. Gene Ontology annotation, molecular function: DNA-binding transcription factor activity. Lineage: Eukaryota; Viridiplantae; Streptophyta; Magnoliopsida; Solanales; Solanaceae. The transcript has 4 exons.